GGCACAUUCCGUGAGAGAAUACCUGAAAUGAUCCCACUCGACUUGGGACAAUUAGUUCUGCUUUUCCCGUUCACCGCGAGCCACUAUACGAGGCUAUGAGUCGCUUAACGAAUUUUCGACCCUGACGAGUGACUUGCUUCGAGGAAGGCCCAACUCGGCUAUAAAGGUCAGCCGCUCCAGCUAUCAAUCUCACACCUCCUACAGCGGGUACACCAAUCCAAACACAGUCAACAUGUCUUCUCAAGAAGCCGACGCGGUCCACGGCCCUGCUCAAAGUUUGGCUUCUCUGACUGCCAACUUACUCAGGCCUGGUCGCUAUUCGGAUCUCAACAUUAACUAUCGAGGAAAGGUCUUCAAGGCUCAUCGCAAUGCCGUCGCAUUUCAGUCAAAGCCUCUCGCUGCCGAAAUUGAUGACAAUUUUAAGGAAGCAAAGAUCAGAAGUGAUGAUCUAGAAGACCAUGAUCCGAACAUCAUUGAAAAGUUUAUCGAUUUCCUCUACACCGAGCAAUACGACGAUGGUGGAUCGAAAGCUGCGAAGACAUCUGCACCUGAGGCUUCUAACGCUCUGCAUACCAACACCGCUCUGUAUAUCGUUGGCGACAAAUUCGAUGUUACCGCAUUGAAGACUUUGGCGAAAGAAGAAUAUGAGAAAACUUUAUCUGCUUCGUGGAACUGCAUCUUGUUCACCUCGAACUUGAAGCUUGUCUAUGCGGGUACUGCCAAGAACGACCGACUGCUCAUGGGGGUUGCAACCAAUGCAGCUGCGAACCAUGUGGAGGAACUGGUGAAGAACUCUGAGUUCGCUGAGUUGUGCCAAUGCGACGGGGAUAUUGGGUUUGCCGUCCUCAAAUCCUGUCACUCACCGACUCUCCAGGCCCUGGUAAAAAAGUGUGAGUCUUGCCAGCAAUACUACGGAAAGAAGUUGCACCAUCAACCGUAUUAUACGUGCUCUUCUUGUGGCUACACUUACUAGUAGCUAGACGGCAGAUUAGUUACGGGAAUUGUUUCAGGGACACUGACGAAUGUAGCCUUGUAGUUCACAAUAUGAAAACCUUUCCCUAAAUCCUUUCUCGCCUGCUGAAUGUCCGUUU
Molecule: messenger RNA, 1091 nt
Organism: Hyaloscypha bicolor E
Lineage: Eukaryota; Fungi; Ascomycota; Leotiomycetes; Helotiales; Hyaloscyphaceae
Exons: 3
Coding region: 233-973 (246 amino acids)
Molecular function (GO): protein binding
Source: RefSeq, a predicted model, not a curated record